GGCCAGCCUAACGCCACUUGCUCGUGCUUCCAGCUCCGUGGAGCCGGUCCGCGUGCGACCUGAGCUCGAGGCAGGCCAAGAAACAACGGAAACCCGCAGCAGGUCGCUGCUCCCUCCGCUCACGAGCCGAACACUCUGGGCUUUGUUCGUUCCCCCGGGCUGCUUGACGGACUGUGUGAACUUUGGGGCAGGUGAAGUUGUGGGUUGAUGUUCCCCCGCGUGAACGUUACUCGUGUUCGCUGCUCCAGCAUUAUUGCUGCGCGUGAGCUUGGUUCUUAUGAAAGGCGCUUCUGCCGCCACUGGAGGCUCUGCUAAGCUAAUCGGCUAACGGGUUAGCCGAGCACGUCCCGCCUGCUGUGGAAGUGCCGGCGCGGCUGGAGCCUCCAUUCAGGGAUCCUAACUAGCAACAACAAUUCUUUGCAGUCUUAAUAUGUCUAACCACACUCCCGUUCACGCCAACAUAAGACAGAAAACGCUGGAUAACAGCGGGAACAAACUUUUACAAUACAACACUGACGCACACACCGAUAUAAAGAUGCUAAGCGUUUAUCGUGAUGCUACCCGCAGGUUUGAGUGGAACCGGGUCAUGUCUUUGUGAUGGACUCGCAGCUCCGACCAAUCAAAACCUUCCCUUUGUUCGUCUAAGUCCAGGUUUUGAGCAGUGCAAUUGGGCGCAAACACUGUAGCGUGUCUUCAUCGGUUAAUGCCGUAGAUAGUUCUGCCUGCACGGUCCCAGUCAUUAGUCUUUUUAGUGCUGAAACUGGUCAUAGUUUUAUGGUGAAGUUUGAUUUGUUAAAAAAAAACAACUAAAGAAUAGGAAGUAUUUAAAGUGAUGUUUGGGGGAAACACGUGGUUAAACAGAUGAGGAUUGGGUACUAGAUUAGAGAAGCAAUAACAUUCUCCUGGAUUAUGAUACUUUUUACCUGAAUUAACCAGUCUGAGAUGAUUCCAGCUUUAUGACAUGGCGCCUUAUCCUGCUGGAAGUAGCCAUCAGAAGAUGGAACACUGUGGUCAGAAAGGGAUGGACAUGGUCAGCAACAUCACUCAGCAGACCAAUGAGGCAUUGCAUCAUCAGCAUCAAGUAUCUGGAAACAGUCUCCUGCCUCUGCUAAAUGCAGGCACAGAACCACCAGAUCAGAAACCAGUUCUGCCAAUCCUUCUGGACCAGAAACCCCCAGUCAGUGCUGCGGAUCUUUUGAAAGAAAACGUUGCCAGUGGGACAGGAGGAGAUGGGGUUGGAGGGGGCAGUGGUACAGGAGCAACUUUGGUUGCUGUGGUAAAAAAGGAGCCGAAGUCAAAGACGCCCUUCAUCUGUGGUUACUGUGGUAAAGCUUUUAGAGACAGCUACCACCUGCGGCGGCACGAGUCCUGCCACACGGGCAUCAAAAUGGUUUCCCGGCCUAAGAAGAUUCAGAUGGCGCCCACCAUGGUGCCACUUAUAUCCACUGUCACCCGUGAGAACAAUGGAAACCCUACCUAUGUCACUACGGUGGCAGGCAUCUUGACCACAGCCACCACAUCCAUGGGGAGCGGUGUCAUGAGCGCUGCACAGCAGCAAACCGCCCCCAAGAAGCCCCCAAAGCCAGUAAAAAAGAACCAUGGCUGCGACAUGUGCGGUAAGGCCUUCAGAGACGUCUAUCACCUAAACCGCCACAAACUGUCCCACUCGGACGAGAAGCCCUUUGAGUGUCCCAUCUGCCAUCAGAGGUUUAAAAGGAAGGACCGUAUGACCUACCACGUCCGCUCCCAUGAUGGCGGUGUGCACAAGCCAUACAUCUGCUCUGUUUGCGGAAAAGGCUUCUCCAGGCCUGACCACCUGAGCUGUCACGUCAAACACGUCCACUCGUCAGAGAGGCCCUUCAAGUGCCAAGUCACGGCAUGUACGUCAGCCUUUGCUACUAAAGACCGCCUGCGCUCCCACAUGAUCCGACAUGAAGGCAAAGUGACGUGCACCAUCUGCGGCAAAAUGCUGAGUGCUGCCUACAUCACAAGUCACCUGAAGACACACGGCCAAGCCAGCUUCAACAACCCCUGCAACAACAAAGGCAUAGGUGACUGGCAGUGGAACCAUUCAGGGCCACACAAAGGUGAGUUGACGGUAGGAGAGAUUUUAAAUAACUCCUUCCAAGUCCUAAUUGACAACUCUCAUAAAGAUGCCGGAAACGUGCAAAGCAGUUCAGCGGCGACGACACCAGCCACAGAAUCGGCCGCCACCACUUCGGCGGGAAACCGCAAUGUUAACACCAGCAACGCCGUCACCAUUACAACGCAGAUGAACAUUGCCACCAACACGGUCAACAUAACUUCUCCAGUCAACCUUCAGCAUCCGGUUAGCAUAACCGGCCCAGUCAACCUUGCGUCUAUCCCAACGACGGCGCACAUGAAUAUCGCACAUCCAGUUGCCAUCAGCACGGCCAUGCCCAUGAAUAUCACAGGGCCGCUCAACAUUGCCAUGCGGUCCAUGGAAAGCAUGCCUUUUCUGUCCCAGGUGCUGCCGUCGUCUCCUCCUUGGUAGACUGAUAUGAACUUGUGUUGUUAGUCCUUUUGUAACUGCCUUGAAAGCUGGAGGGGGCCAUCAAAUUGAGUGGAAAUAUUCUCAAGAUGAGUUGAUGGUAAAAAGCCUAAAGGCGAGAAAUAGUGUAAUACAGCCACAUAGACAGUAUUGAAAAAUAGUUUUUUGGCAAAUAUGAUUUUAGUUAGUAUUUUUAGAAGAUGAAUGUUUCAAAUGUCCCAAAAAACAAAUGCGUUUUUUCAGUCCCUCUUGAUAGAGGUAGGGGGGCACAGACAUGGCAUGUCCUCACAGCAUGAUGAGAUGUGCUCUUCUACAAAAAAAAAAAGGUUUCACCCAAGGUGAAGCUUUUGCAGGAGAGUCUUUGUCACCAAACACUCCUCUGUUUCUGCCGGGAUGCUAAAGUUAGGUUGAACUUGAAGAAUCCUGUUUUGGUUUAGCCUACAAACAACUUGAAAAGCAAAGGUACUUCCCCAUGCGAGUCCCUUCUUGAGUCUGAUCACUUUCUAAACUUUGAGCCCACACAACGGUUUGAUCCUUGGUCAGGGGGGCUUCAUGGUCAGUUUCUUCAGAGGUGUUUUGGUACAUGGUGGGUUUUAUUUUAUUUUGAAGGGUUCCUAACAAGGUCAAUGAAAAAAAGGUCUCAAUGUUUUCUCUUUCUCAUCCAGCAUUCUGUCUUUUUGAAACCAGCUGGCUCCAUUUUCUUAGGGCCCAAUAAAGUCCGUUUGUCCAGCUGUGCCCUGUUGAACCCCGUCUCUAUAGCUCUUCACUGCUGUUUCUGUCUUGGAGCUUCUCUCAGUUUUUCAGCCAGGGCUCCUAGAUCAAAAUGAAGACUGAGAGCCUCAGAUCUGUCUUUAGUUUAGGACAUUCAACACAGCAAACCAGUGUGAAAACAAGCUAUUGCAAGGCAAAUAAGAACAGCAUAGAAACAUCUUUCCACUCCAAGUCUGGUCAGAGUAAAGCAGAUUCAUUUUAACUGUUCGCUGGAAAAGUUUGACACAGGAGCAGUUUACCUCAGUUUUUGUGUCUUUGGUUAGCUUCAUGCAGGCACAAAGAUCAAGUCUGUGUCUUUGGAAGUUGCUGACAAACACUUUGUAUUAAAUGCAAAACACUAUUUUGCUGCUGUUGAUUUGUGACAGAUAUAAUCCUCCCUUUUAAUUAUAGAUUAGGAUUGAUCAGAGCAGCUGAACAGUGCAGGCCAAAACAGAAAUGAACUGAAGCUCCAAAGAUCCCCUCUGCUAGCAUUCUUCAUCCUGAAAGCUGGAUGUGGAAGGAGUGUAACAGUCAAACUCACCACGAGCUGCACAUGUUCCACUUUUAUUUAGAUUUAGAAAUGCACAAAAUAAUUCUUAAAUUCAAGUUGGAUCUUUGGAAAAAUGAUCAACUCAUUUUGAAAACAGCAACCGUAAGAGUGAAAGUACCUUAGUCCCCAUCUUCCUCUUCCUUGCAUUUUAGACUCUUGAGGAUCAUUGCUCGUAAAUGUCCAGAAGUCAGGGUCUUGUUUAUGUGCUUCUGGUGACUUCCAGUCUUGCUUCCUGUCUUUUCUCUAACAUCUCACAGCUGGUUCACAGCUCACUUUCUGCAUAGCAUGUCUGUAGCUCCCCCAGUCUUAUCCUUUGACCUCUCUUUUACUUUUUUAUGCCAAACAAAAUACCCAACGUUGGUCUACUGUGACCCUAUUCACACACUGAAGUUUCAUCUACAAUGCAGAUGACUUCCUUUUAGUUUUGUGGGAGCAAUCCAGAUGAAGAAACGGCUUGAAUGAAGAGACCGCAUCAGGCCGUCCUGUUGUAUGUCUGCAGACACCAGAUAGGGAGUUACUGAUCACUGAAGUCUAUCUGGGUUUGGAGCUCCCACUUCUGGUCUCAGUCUAUAGAGGGACAGAGCCAACAACAUGGUCAUCUAUGCUAAACAUGACGCCCUGAGGGCCGGUCACUGCGUGCCCACAGGCUUCAUGGUUCUGGGCUUGUUGGAGUAGCAGCAAACAGGCUUUGUUCAGACACACUACCGGUAACCAUGACAGCAGGAGCAGUGCCGUCACUCUUUCUCAUGGCUGUCAGCUGUAAGGAAAACACUAAACCCUAGAACUACGUGACAUUUGAGCCUGCAUGAUCUUUGUUUUACCUCCAACCAAAUGUGAAGAAAUGCCGCCUGAUGAGCAAAAACCAACCAAGAGUGUAGUUAAUGUGAAUUUCAGAGGGGCAAAUGAAUGUAUAUGUCUGUACAAAGCAUUUAGUUCAGAAGACAUACUACUUAUGUCAAACAUGUAAGAAAAAAACCCUUUUUAUAAAUCAUUUUGUAUUAGAACAUUAACAAUUGUCCUUUUUGUAAAUAUGAAGGUUAGGCAUUCUGAUUAGCAGACAGAGGGACAUUCCUACGGUUUUAUAAAUGUGCAUGUUUUGGAGAGCGGUGUGAGCGUGUCAGACGUGCC
This is a messenger RNA of Oryzias latipes (Japanese medaka), 4940 nucleotides long. Its product is annotated as vascular endothelial zinc finger 1. Gene Ontology annotation, molecular function: DNA-binding transcription factor activity, RNA polymerase II-specific. Gene Ontology annotation, biological process: regulation of transcription by RNA polymerase II. Gene Ontology annotation, cellular component: nucleus. Lineage: Eukaryota; Metazoa; Chordata; Actinopteri; Beloniformes; Adrianichthyidae. The record is from RefSeq and is a predicted model, not a curated record.